UCUGGCAAGAAAGACCCUCCGAUCAGCUCUUCCAAGAAUAAGUUAAAAACACUCAGCUGGCAAGAACGGCGGAAACUUGAAAGAGAUAGAAAGCAGAAAGAAGAGGAUGAGCAAACAUUAGCAAAAGUGGAAGCUCCAAUACCACAAUCCAACAUUGGGUUUAAGCUGCUCAAACAAAUGGGUUAUACGUCCGGUGCUGCCCUUGGCAAAGAGGGUUUAGGUAGGGCUGAGCCAGUGGGGAUUGAGAUUCGACGAUCGCGAGCUGGUAUUGGCUUAGAUGAUCCUCACAAGGAGAAGAGGAAAAAGGAGGAAAUCAUAGCUGAGAGAAAAAGGAGGAAAGAGGAGGAUCUAAUGCAAGACUUUGGGUUGAGACAGAAGUAGUGAUGGCAGAGUAAGAGAGUUGUAGCCAAUUUCCAUAAGGCAAAGGUUGCCCUUGAUCAAUUAGAGAACAGAGAAAUCAUUGAACCGGAAAAGAAUGAGGAUGAUGAAGAAGAGGAAGAUGAGGAAGAGGAAGAAAUAACAGAAGAAGUGCGCAACUAAAAGGUUAUAUUUUUGGUUGAACGCACCUUUUAACCAUGUUUUGAUAUUGAUUUAUGUUGCAUCCCUGAAUAACACAUGGAAACAGCACAAAUGCUUUCUUUUUUUCUCUUUAUCUUAACUGCUCAAGCACACACAUUAAGUCAAUACACUUCCAUUGCUGAUUAAUUUUCUCCUCGUUAUACUCUAAAUACCAAGCGAUUUAAACAAAUAUUACUCAUUGCACUUUGUCAUCAUUUUAUCCAUUUAAGCCGAUCCAACCUAGCCAUUGCACAAAGCUUACUUGUCGUUGUUGUAUUUCUUAUACUUUGAAAUUCAUUCUUGUUGAACUUUGUUAAUCUAUUCCUGCGUUCGUAAUUUAGUUGCGACUGUGAUAGUGAUACAUGUAAUCGAUUCAAGAUUUGCAAGAAGUUUUGAUGAAACUGAGGGAUGACCACAAUUAUUGCCUCUUUUGUGGAUGCAAGUAUGAAUCAAAGGAUGAUCUCUUGACCAACUGCCCUGGAACCAAUGAAGAUGAUCACUAACUUGAU
Molecule: messenger RNA, 1067 nt
Organism: Arachis duranensis
Lineage: Eukaryota; Viridiplantae; Streptophyta; Magnoliopsida; Fabales; Fabaceae
Cellular component (GO): kinetochore
Molecular function (GO): nucleic acid binding
Source: RefSeq, a predicted model, not a curated record